Messenger RNA from Brassica oleracea var. oleracea, 1607 nucleotides. Its product is annotated as choline/ethanolaminephosphotransferase 1-like. NCBI's taxonomy places the organism in Eukaryota, Viridiplantae, Streptophyta, Magnoliopsida, Brassicales, Brassicaceae. Bases 210 to 1388 code for a protein of 392 amino acids. The record is from RefSeq and is a predicted model, not a curated record. The transcript is spliced from 19 exons. Gene Ontology annotation, molecular function: phosphotransferase activity, for other substituted phosphate groups. Gene Ontology annotation, cellular component: membrane. Gene Ontology annotation, biological process: phospholipid biosynthetic process.
UUCGUAUAUAACAAAAGUAUAUACAUACAUUAAUUACAACAAAAAGAAAUAUCUUUCACACGUGUGGGGUAAAGCAAAGCCCUCUGUUUGCUUCAGGUCCUCUCCUCCAGCUUCGCCGUUCUUUUGGGCACGGACACUCGAAAGGCUCUUCCUUUACUUUCGCCGACACAAACCACCGGAACCUUCAAUCAGCAAGGGGUUAGAGAGUAAUGGGUUACAUAGGAGCACAUGGUGCAGCAGCUCUACAUAGGUACAAAUACAGUGGAGAGGAUCACUCUUAUCUUGCCAAAUACCUUCUCAACCCUUUUUGGACUCGUUUUGUCAAAGUCUUCCCUCUAUGGAUGCCACCGAACAUGAUAACGCUUAUGGGGUUCAUGUUUCUAGUCACAUCUUCCCUGCUAGGAUACAUAUAUUCACCUCAGUUGGAUUCUCCUCCUCCACGAUGGGUGCACUUCGCACAUGGUUUGCUUCUCUUCUUGUAUCAGACAUUUGAUGCGGUUGAUGGGAAGCAAGCAAGAAGAACGAACUCCUCUAGCCCCCUAGGAGAACUUUUUGAUCAUGGUUGUGAUGCACUUGCUUGUGCGUUUGAAGCCAUGGCGUUUGGAAGCACUGCAAUGUGCGGAAGAGAUACUUUCUGGUUCUGGGUUAUUUCAGCUAUUCCUUUCUAUGGAGCUACAUGGGAACACUAUUUCACCAACACACUUAUUCUUCCGGUAAUCAAUGGACCUACAGAGGGUCUUGCACUUAUAUACGUCAGCCACUUCUUCACCGCCCUUGUCGGUGCUGAAUGGUGGGCUCAGGAAUUGGGGGAGUCCAUACCAUUGUUUAGUUGGGUGCCAUUUGUUAAUGACAUCCGAACUUCCAGAGCAGUAUUAUACAUGAUGAUCGCUUUUGCUGUUAUACCAACCGUCGCAAUCAAUGUGUCAAAUGUCUAUAAAGUUGUUCAAUCAAGAAAAGGGAGCAUGGUGCUAGCAUUAGCUAUGCUUUAUCCAUUCGUGGUUCUUCUUGGAGGUGUUUUGAUAUGGGAUUACUUGUCUCCAAUCAAUCUCAUAGAAACAUACCCUCACUUGGUUGUACUUGGAACUGGACUUGCCUUUGGAUUUCUAGUUGGAAGAAUGAUUCUUGCUCACUUGUGUGAUGAGCCGAAAGGACUGAAAACAAACAUGUGCAUGUCGCUGGUCUAUCUUCCCUUUGCACUUGCAAACGCUCUAACCGCAAGAUUGAAUAAUGGGGUUCCUUUAGUCGACGAGUUAUGGGUUCUUCUCGGCUACUGUAUAUUCACAGUGUCGUUAUACUUGCACUUUGCGACUUCGGUCAUCCAUGAGAUCACUGCGGCUCUUGGAAUCUACUGCUUCAGGAUCACGAAGAAGCUUGAAAAGAAACCCUAAGGGUAUUGCUUUUUUUUUUUUUGUGUGUGUGUGUGGACCGUUGGACCAGUACGUUGAAUGAUCAAUAUGGACCUCCUCACUGGAUCGGUGAUGUAUUUCUUCUUAAGUCAUUCUUGUCUGUUUGAUCAGGAUAGGUGAAUUUAUGUAGAAGACUUUGUAUAAUGUCUUUUUGCUUUGAAUUUAUAUGCAUGGGAAAAAAAUACGAAAAUUAUUAGUAUU